AUGUCUCCUAAAAACUCGGAUAUCCAAGUGGGAGAUAUCGACAAGGCUGGAAUCGACAAUGUCGAAGUAGUCGCCAAUUCUGACAGACCCAACCCUCAGAAGGAAGCACCGGCCUACGUUGCGAACUUGACGCCCGAAGAACGCGCGAAAGCUGAGAAAGCCCUCGUUCGCAAGAUAGACAUACGUCUACUACCUAUGAUAAUUAUCAUGUACAUCCUUAAUUACCUUGAUAGAAACAAUAUCGCCUCGGCUCGGCUAGCAGGCCUCGAGGAAGACCUAGGUCUUGUGGGCAACCAGUUCGCGACCUGUGUCAGCAUCUUGUUCGUCGGUUAUCUGUUGAUGCAGAUCCCAUCCAACCUAAUGCUAAACAAAUUCGGCAAGCCAGCCAUUUAUCUCCCUGUGGCUAUGGUCCUUUGGGGUGUCAUUUCCACCGCUACGGCCGCUGCUCAAAGCUACGCCGGUCUCGUGGUUAUCCGCUUUUUCCUGGGGUUCGUCGAAGCUGCCUACUUUCCAGGCUGCUUGUACUUCCUGAGUGUUUGGUACACUCGCAAGGAGCUGGGCUUCCGCACCGCAGCACUGUACUCUGGGUCCUUGCUCUCGGGUGCUUUCUCCGGUCUGAUCGCAGCAGGCAUUACUAGCAACAUGGACAACGUGCUAGGAAUGCGCGCCUGGCGAUGGCUGUUCAUCAUCGAGGGUGCCGUCACUAUUGCAAUUGCAUUUAUCGCACUUUUCAUUCUUCCCAAUUUCCCGCGCACAACUAGCUGGCUUUCAGAGGAAGAGAAACAACUAGCCGCGUGGCGUUUAGAAGAAGAUAUCGGCGAAGACGACUGGGUCGACAGCGAACAACAGACCUUCUUGCACGGCGCCAAGCUCGCCGUCUCAGACGUCAAGACCUGGAUUUUGAUGCUUAUGAUCCUCUGCAUUGUUUCUUCUGCCUCAGUCACCAACUUCUUCCCGACAGUCGUCAAAACACUCGAAUUCGGCAACAUCGAGACUCUCCUACUGACAGCCCCACCCUACUGCCUGGCCGUUAUCUGCGCCUUUGCCAACGCAUGGCAUGCAGACCGUACGGGGGAACGGUACUUCCAUGUCACCGCACCACUCUAUAUCUCUGUCGUGGCCUUCAUCAUUGCGGCUACGACCACAACCACUGCACCACGCUAUGUGGCCAUGAUGCUCAUGGUGCCCUCUUUCUACUCCGGCUACGUUGUUGCUCUCGGUUGGAUCUCAAAUACCCUGCCUCGUCCAGCGGCGAAGCGUGCUGCUGCUCUAGCGGCUAUUAAUUGUGUGAGCAAUGCCAGCAGUAUCUAUGCUAGCUAUAUGUAUCCGAACUCUCACGCUCCAAGAUUUGUUCCUGCUAUGGCCGUCAACUGCGCAACAGCUUUCAUCGCUAUUGUAUCUGCUACUGUGCUCCGCUUCAUGCUCGUACGUCUUAAUAAGAAGCUUGAUCGUGGUGAGGAGGUUGAGGGUGCUGUCCCUGGCGAAGGAAGCCGCCGUGGUUUCCGUUUCUUGGUCUAA
Molecule: messenger RNA, 1518 nt
Organism: Penicillium coprophilum
Lineage: Eukaryota; Fungi; Ascomycota; Eurotiomycetes; Eurotiales; Aspergillaceae
Product: putative MFS transporter
Exons: 2
Coding region: 1-1518 (505 amino acids)
Biological process (GO): transmembrane transport
Cellular component (GO): membrane
Molecular function (GO): transmembrane transporter activity
Source: RefSeq, a predicted model, not a curated record